This is a messenger RNA of Hylaeus anthracinus, 2045 nucleotides long. It is a transcript of the gene Arl8, whose product is annotated as ADP-ribosylation factor-like protein 8B-A. Gene Ontology annotation, cellular component: lysosomal membrane. NCBI's taxonomy places the organism in Eukaryota, Metazoa, Arthropoda, Insecta, Hymenoptera, Colletidae. Gene Ontology annotation, biological process: anterograde axonal transport; protein transport. Gene Ontology annotation, molecular function: GTP binding; GTPase activity. The coding region runs from base 389 to 949 and encodes 186 amino acids. The transcript has 3 exons. The record is from RefSeq and is a predicted model, not a curated record.
AGUGAUCAGUACCGCGCUGUGUACCAAAAUGUACGCAUCGUUAAGUUGAGAAUCGCUGCAACGUCUUUUGUUGCACGUCAAUGCCCGAACUGUUAAGAUCGCCUGGCUACUGUGCAUUACCUCGACGAUAAGCCCGUUUGGUAGGCGAGAUAUCGGUUUUUCUGUGAGAUAAAAUUUGUGUGUCGCAUCUUGUGACGCAUCACGAACACAGAGUGCCCCGCGCGGUUAGUCAGCGCCAGUUACUGACUAGCGCGGUGCAUACUUCUGGAUCUGACAACCUGACGUACUCGAACGCAAAUGACUACAUGUCAAAUUCAGUGAGUGGCGUAUUUUAAAGUGAAUUUAUAUUUCUACCGGUGGAGCUGGAUUUCCUCCGAUCUGAUAAAAUAUGUUGGCGCUUAUCAAUCGGAUUCUGGACUGGUUUAAGUCCCUCUUUUGGAAAGAGGAGAUGGAACUGACUCUCGUUGGCUUGCAGUACAGUGGAAAAACCACCUUCGUAAAUGUCAUUGCGUCUGGGCAGUUUAGCGAGGACAUGAUUCCAACUGUUGGGUUCAACAUGCGUAAAAUAACAAAAGGCAAUGUGACUAUAAAGGUGUGGGACAUAGGAGGUCAACCAAGGUUCAGAUCUAUGUGGGAACGAUAUUGUAGAGGUGUGAAUGCAAUAGUAUACAUGGUAGAUGCAGCAGAUUCUGACAAAAUAGAAGCAAGUCGUAAUGAAUUGCACAAUUUAUUGGAUAAACCUCAACUGGCUGGUAUACCAGUGUUGGUUCUUGGCAACAAAAGGGAUUUAGUUCAUGCUUUGGAUGAAAAUGGACUCAUAGAAAGAAUGAACUUAGCAGCCAUUCAAGACCGUGAGAUCUGUUGCUAUAGCAUUUCGUGCAAAGAAAAAGACAAUAUCGAUAUUACGUUGCAGUGGCUUAUAGCACAUUCUAGAAGUGGUAUUCGCUAAUACGUGUAAUAAAUUUUACAUACUUAUACAUUCUUAUCGAGAAGCCCAAGAUAUUGAUAGCAGAAUUGGGAUCAAAAGUACGAGGGAGUGUUCAGCGAUGAUUUUAUGUUAAAUUGAUUCGUUACCGUAGAUAACUUUUUUUACAUCUAAGCUUUAGCUGUUCUUCGUUUGAACAUAUAUAACUCAUAGAAAAUUUAAUGAAAAAAAAACCAAGGAUGUUAUGCUUAAGCCAAAUAUGCUCGUCUGAACGAUAACGAGAGACCCGUUCAUCCUUGCAGGCACCUUAGGAAUAAGUAAUAACUUUUAUAUUGCGUUUUUAGAGGAUUUGUGUAAGUAACAGUUUCUUUAAAUUAAACUCAUGAGACGAAAAUAGCAUUUAAUGGUCAACAUAGAGACAAUGGCAACUAGUACGAAUACAAGCGCAUAAUAAUAUCAAUUAUCAUAUAGUACAUAUUCUCGAACUAUUUAAUUAAGAUUAUUACUUCACAGCAUAGAGAUUACGUACAUUUGAUCGCUACAUGUACACGAACUUGAUGCUAAGUAAACUUGUAUAAUUAAUGGAGAAUUAUUAACGAUAUUAUACCGAUUUAUUAUGAUCCUGAAAAAUAUGACCGCUGUGUUAUGUAUAUACACGUAUACAUAUAUAUAUAUAUAUAAAAUGAAAUAAAAAUAUAUAAUUCUUUUUUUUAAAUGGAGAAUCGAUUUUGAAAAAAAUGUUAAUUACUGAAAGACAAGAAUAAAGUAUUGUAUGUUUCUAAAACGACAAUAUUUAAGAUACAAUUUUCGAAUAUUAAAAAUUAUAAUGGACAGAAGUUUUUAUUGGUUAGCGAUGCGUAUGACAUCAUAAUAUAAUCAAUUGCUCUAUUCGAUAGUAUAGAGAAUCGAUUUGUGAGAUUCUGUUCAUGCAACGCAGUCGUGUGUAUCAGUGUGUAUCGUCACUUCGCGAUAAGACAUUUCGUGGUGUAAACAAUAGAGUGUUUCACAGAGAAUUAUUUGUUUAAAACGUCAAUAUGCCACCGAUGAACGAUAACGACCCUUAUGCACACGCAAGCAAGGGACUUUUAAAACUCAAAAAUGAUCAAGGCGUGAGUAAGAA